Teleopsis dalmanni is the source of this 2490-nucleotide messenger RNA. It is a transcript of the gene Pp2A-29B, whose product is annotated as serine/threonine-protein phosphatase PP2A 65 kDa regulatory subunit. Gene Ontology annotation, biological process: protein dephosphorylation. Gene Ontology annotation, molecular function: protein binding; protein phosphatase regulator activity. The transcript has 9 exons. Lineage: Eukaryota; Metazoa; Arthropoda; Insecta; Diptera; Diopsidae. Gene Ontology annotation, cellular component: cytoplasm; protein phosphatase type 2A complex. The record is from RefSeq and is a predicted model, not a curated record. The coding region runs from base 248 to 2041 and encodes 597 amino acids.
CGAAGGCAACUCUUCGUUUUUAUUAAUACACAGUUGUGUCAUUUGCAGAAAAUUUAAGAUUUUUUACAUUUAUACUUGAUAGAAUUUAUAUAUUGUUUUACAAAAAUUGUGUAUUUAUUCUUGAAUAAAAGUGCUAACUUAAAAUUGAGAAUUGAAUUCUUAAGCUGAAAGCAGACGUAGAGUAUUAAGUUUUGGAGUGUGUCGCAGAACCAAAAAAAGAAAAAUUACAUUCAGAUUUUAAAGAAAAAUGGCAGCGAGUGACAAGUCCGUUGAUGAUUCCUUGUACCCGAUUGCCGUAUUAAUCGAUGAGUUGAAAAAUGAGGAUGUCCAGCUAAGAUUGAAUUCAAUUAAAAAGCUAUCGACAAUCGCCUUAGCACUUGGUGAAGAACGUACAAGAUCAGAAUUGAUACCAUUCCUCACUGAAACUAUUUAUGAUGAAGACGAAGUCUUGCUUGCAUUAGCUGAUCAGCUAGGGAAUUUCACCAGUCUAGUUGGUGGUCCUGAAUAUGCUAUGUAUUUAAUUCCACCACUUGAAAGUUUGGCUACAGUUGAAGAGACUGUUGUUCGAGACAAAGCUGUAGAAUCUUUGCGCACUGUAGCUGCUGAGCAUAGCGCACAAGACUUAGAAAUUCAUGUUGUUCCAACAUUGCAACGUUUGGUUUCUGGUGAUUGGUUCACUUCACGUACAUCAGCUUGUGGCUUGUUUUCAGUUUGUUAUCCACGUGUUUCGCAACCAGUUAAAUCUGAAUUACGCGCUAAUUUCCGUAAACUGUGUCAAGAUGAAACACCAAUGGUUCGCAGAGCAGCCGCAAGUAAGCUUGGUGAAUUCGCUAAAGUUGUAGAGGUCGAAUACUUAAAAUCUGAUUUAAUACCCAACUUUGUGCAAUUGGCACAGGAUGAUCAGGACUCUGUUAGACUUUUAGCUGUAGAGGCUUGCGUAAGCAUUGCACAACUAUUGCCACAGGAAGAUGUCGAGCAUUAUACACAAAUAUUACAGUUAGUUUUACCAACUUUGCGCCAGUGUGCUAGCGACUCUUCUUGGCGUGUGCGUUAUAUGGUUGCUGAGAAAUUUGUUGAUUUGCAGAAAGCAGUUGGACCAGAAAUUACACGUGUAGAUUUGGUUCCAGCUUUUCAGUAUUUGCUUAAAGAUGCCGAAGCAGAAGUUCGUGCAGCUGUUGCAACAAAAGUUAAAGAUUUUUGCGCAAAUUUGGAUAAAACAAAUCAAGUGCAAAUUAUUAUGACUUCAAUUUUACCAUAUGUACGUGACUUAGUUUCUGAUCCUAAUCCACAUGUUAAGUCUGCAUUGGCUUCAGUUAUUAUGGGCUUGAGCCCAAUGUUAGGUGCUUAUAAUACAGUAGAGCAUUUAUUACCUCUCUUUUUGAUACAAUUGAAAGAUGAAUGCCCAGAAGUGCGUUUAAAUAUUAUUUCCAAUUUGGAUUGUGUUAAUGAUGUUAUAGGAAUUCAACAAUUAUCACAGUCAUUAUUACCAGCUAUAGUCGAACUUGCUGAGGAUUCUAAGUGGCGCGUACGUUUGGCUAUUAUUGAGUAUAUGCCUGCAUUAGCCGGACAAUUGGGACAGGAAUUCUUUGAUCAAAAGUUACGUGGUUUAUGCAUGGGUUGGCUAAACGAUCAUGUUUAUGCUAUACGUGAAGCAGCUACUUUAAAUAUGAAGAAAUUGGUUGAACAAUUUGGUGCACAAUGGGCCGAACAAGCAAUUAUUCCGAUGAUAUUAGUUAUGUCACGCAACAAGAACUAUUUAUACAGAAUGACUUGUCUCUUCUGCUUAAAUAUGUUAGCUGAAGUUUGUGGCACAGAUAUCACAACCAAGUUACUUCUACCCACAGUUUUGCUUUUAGCAUCGGAUCCUGUUGCAAAUGUCCGUUUUAAUGUUGCCAAAACUCUGCAAAAGAUUUCACCCUACUUGGAAGCAAGUAUCAUCGAUACACAAGUCAAACCCACUUUGGAAAAGUUAAAUGGAGAUACUGACGUAGAUGUGAAACAUUUUGCAUCAGAAGCGAUGGCAGGAAUAGCAGCUGCGUAAUCUCUUAAAUGCCACAAAUUUCAUUUCAUUUUUUUUUUUAUAAUAUUUUUAUUUUAUUUUUAAUAAUUAAGCUGAAGUAAUGGCAAAAGGUCAUACACCACGUAUUGGACAAGAUGUACUUGGCAACAAAGAAGUAAAUAAUUUAGAUGUUAAAUAAGUUAGACGAAGUAUUUAAAGAGUGAAACAAUCAGAAACAAAAUAUUAAAUAGAAUCAAUCAAAGAAAAACUUAUUUAAAUUUGCAAUUGAUUGUAUUUAUUAAAAUGCUUAAAUGUCCUUAAAUGAAAAAGAAAUUAAAAUACAAAUGAAUUUAAAAGAAAAAAACAAAAUUAAAUUAAAAAAAGUUCACGAACACCCUCACAUACCAACAUUACAUUUACUUCUGCUAUAGAAAUAAUUAUGCAUAUUAAUAUUCAUUAUAUUGCAAAUAAAAUUACAAUUAAAAAAUUAA